Messenger RNA from Pseudomyrmex gracilis, 3385 nucleotides. RefSeq names its product mucolipin-3-like. Bases 301 to 2205 code for a protein of 634 amino acids. Gene Ontology annotation, cellular component: lysosomal membrane; plasma membrane. The record is from RefSeq and is a predicted model, not a curated record. NCBI's taxonomy places the organism in Eukaryota, Metazoa, Arthropoda, Insecta, Hymenoptera, Formicidae. Gene Ontology annotation, molecular function: NAADP-sensitive calcium-release channel activity. The transcript is spliced from 4 exons.
AAGAGUUCAGUCAUUUAGUCGAUGGCAUUUGCUCCUCACGUGCAGGGGCGUGCGCCAUAGAAGCAAAGAAAGAAAGAAGUCAAGUUAGUUGACGUUUGUCAUUUUGGGUAGUUUGACGCGCGAUGGCCAGUGAUUCGCAAUUGUUCCAUUUGUUGAUAAUUGUGCAUUACGCUCGGAGUUAUGUACGCAGCUAGACGUUACAUCGUUAAUCAGGCAGAGGAUUGACGUCGACUCUAGAUAGGACGCUUUCGCUCUUUGUUGACUUUGUAGUUUUUUGAUAACGUUUUGAAAUUCGAGAGGAUGAACGUGUACAAGAGAACAACGUGCGAAAACGUCACUACGGCGGGAAACAGUCUCGGAGCUACAGUAAUGAAUCGCACUUGGAGCCAGGGCGAUAACGACAGCGACGAUGAAAUCGCCAAUGAAAAUGCGUCGCUCGUCGAAACCAACGAACCUAGGCAAAAUCAUUCCGCUCCCGCAGAUUGCAAGAGUUGUCCGGUCACGACAUUUGCAGAAGAAAAGAUGCGUCGCAAACUGCGAUUUUUCUUUAUGAACCCAAUCGAAAAAUGGCAGGCAAAACGACGUUUUCCUUAUAAACUCUUCGUUCAAGUCUUCAAGAUUGUUCUCGUAACAGUACAGCUUUGUUUGUUUGCGCACAAUAAUUACACGCAUGUAAAUUACACGUGGGACAAUCAAAUCACUUUCUCACAUCUAUUUUUAAUGGGAUGGGAUGCUACACAUGAGGUACCUGCGUAUCCACCUGCAACAGGACCAUUGGCCAUUUACAAACGAAGCGAAUUCUUUGAUGCCAUUGAUUAUGCUUUGCAUGGCUACUACAAUGUUAACAACGCUGUUGGUUCAUACUCGUAUAUCGCUGAAGACAAUUCGGUCGGACCCGCGGCUCUGUGUCUUUACGAAUAUAAACAAGGCAUAAUAUUUGGCUUCAACGAGAGCUAUGUGUUUGACAGUGAGAUUGUGAAGACGUGCAUGAACAUUACUCUUGAAACCUUUGAGACGUUUAAGUCGUCGCAUAAGCUUCUAGAAAACAGAAAUAUCAACGUUAACUUCUCCGCGCUAGUACGUGCUUAUCUGAAAUUCUCUCUAAAGACAGUAAACCUAAAAACAGCUGGACCAAUGACACCACCCGAUUGCUACCGCUUCAACGUCAAAAUCGAUUUUGAUAAUCGUGACUUUGACGGACAGAUGUUGCUCUCAUUAGACGCUGAAGCCAGGAAGUUACAAUGCAAGGGUGACACUCGCUACAUCACAGACAACCGCAUCGAAUCAGCGUUGCGAACUCUGUUGAAUUUGCUCGUUAUACUAAUUUGCACAAUUUCUCUCGUGUUAUGUUCGCGAGCGAUAUAUAGGGCGCAGUUGCUCAAAUUCGAAACAAUAAAUUUUUUCAGAAAGACGUACGGUACGACGUUAAAUCUAGAGUGUCGAUUGGAGUUCUUGAACCUCUGGUAUAUCAUGAUCAUUAUCAACGAUAUUCUGAUCAUUAUUGGCAGUGUGAUAAAGGAACAAAUUGAACGGAAACACUUCAACAGUGAUCAUUGGAACAUCUGCAGUAUAUUUCUUGGCACCGGUAAUCUACUCGUAUGGUUCGGCGUCUUGCGCUAUCUCGGUUUCUUCAAGACAUACAAUGUUGUCAUAUUAACUUUGAAGAAAGCUACGCCGAAAGUAGCGAGAUUUCUUAUAUGUGCGGUACUUAUUUACGCCGGUUUCACAUUUUGCGGUUGGCUGGUGCUCGGUCCAUACAAUAUGAAGUUUCGUUCUCUUGCGAGUACCUCGGAAUGUCUGUUCGCGUUGAUUAACGGUGAUGACAUGUUUGCCACAUUUUCUAUCACAUCUUCCAAAUCAGUGGUGCUAUGGUGGUAUUCUAGGAUCUAUUUAUAUUCGUUCAUUUCGUUAUAUAUUUACGUCGUCUUAAGUUUGUUCAUUUCUGUGAUAAUGGACGCGUACGAUACGAUUAAGAUUUAUUAUCGCGAAGGCUUUCCGAAGAACGAGCUGCAAACAUUUAUAGCGCCGUGUAAGGAUGAAGCGUCGAGCGGUAUUUUCAGAGACGACUGUGAGAAGAGUGAUCUGACCGAGUUGCUCGAGCGAUUCUGCUUCUGUUGUCGAAAAAGACCCUUUUACGGAUCAUUUACGACGUCGAAUGAUUCAUCGAUCAAGUCUGAAGAAGCACGCGGUAAUAUCUGCGCAUAGUAUGUUAACAAAAAACCCAUGUAGUUAUUAUGGUGCCAUGGAUACUCUGUAUGACAAUAGAUCCGUUGCAUCAACAUCUUUGGUCUAGCAAUUUUGAUUUACAAUUUCUUGUCUUUCUUAAUCCGAAAAGAGAAAGAGAGAAAAGUUAUGUCUUUAUAUAAUGUAAUUUUAUAGUAACACAUGAUAGCAAACGUUGCGUUUGUAUAAAAUAAUCGCGAAAUAUUCAUGCGUCAACCAAAAUAUGGUCUUUUGCCAUAUAUGAGUAUGUAUAAUAUAGCUCAAUUAUAAUAUUUCAGAUAAGCAAAUGUUAAAUAUAAUAUGUAUAUAAGUUAUUUUUUUUUUAUUUUAAAUACGUUACCAAACAAACAGGAAAAGCGCAGCUUUGCAACUGUGAUUUUUUAUUAAAUGCCUCCUAAUGACACACUAAUUUUUAACAUAUUAGUUACAUGAAAUUAUCAAUCUUACUAUUGAUAGAUGCAAUAAAUUGUUAACCAUACGCAAAGCGUUCCGUCAAAUGAAAUUGAUUACAUGUUGAAAAUUUACGUACAGUAUUUUGUGUUACAAUGUGUUUAACGUAUAUCUGUGUCUACAUUGUAUAUUUAUAGUACUUUGUAUAUAAAUACAUCAACUAUAAAUACAUUAACAUUGUGAAACAACUGUAACAAAUUUUUGCGUAAAUACUCUAAUAGUAGAUAGUAAAACAGUAUUGCUUUUGCGUAAUAUACAUACAGACAAUGUCAACUAUUAAAAAAGUAAUAUAUAAACAAUAGUAAAGUUAUUUAAUUAUACAUAAUGGAACACACAAUAUCAGCUUAUCAAUAGUCUCAUGUAACAAUGUAGUUUUACAUGCUAAAGUUUUAAAGAAAGAUGUAAAGGAUAUAAAAUAGCAUUGAAGUGUAUUAAUAAUGUAUAGUAUAAAUUUAAAUUUGGUUAUAGAUAUAAGCUUUUUGUACAUCAAUCUUCUUGUUCUCACAAUAUCAAGGCGUAUGAAUUAUUUAUAAUUGUACAUUGCAUAUGUUUCUAAUUUUCUUGCGUGUUUCUCUUACAUUAAAAUUUGUAUUUGCGUUUUCAGACGUAUGUGACAAGCUUGCGCACAAAAGUAAUGUUAUCCAAAGAUAUAAAAUAUUUACAUUGAAGUACAAUAAAACGUUGUUUGUUUUUUAAUAAAAUACGAUUUAUU